AUGGCAGAGUCCAGAUUUCAUUAUCAGUUUAAACUCAUCUCUAAAAACUAUGUGAGGGCUGAUGUUGGUAAAGAGGUCACCCUCCCCUGUCACCUCUCACCUGACACCAGUGCUGUUGCCACGACGAUCAGGUGGUUUAAAAGGACAGAGUGUAUUUACCUGUAUAAGAAUGGUCAGGUGACAGAGAGGAGUGGCUAUGAGGGCAGAGUGAGUCUGAUCACCCAGGAGCUGGAGAGAGGCAACGUGUCUCUGAGGCUGAGAGACUUCAGGAGGUCAGAUAGAGGAGUCUACAUAUGUCAGGUCAUCCAUGGAGAACAGAAGGAGGAGGCUGGAGUGGGUUUAUGGGUCAGAGAAGACCUCACCUCUCUGUUUUACACCAUAGACUCAGUUUCAUGGUAUUUCCAACAUGAGACCCAGGAGGACAAGCUGAAGAGGGAGGCAUCAGCUGGUGAGCUUGAGUUGAAGAUGUUUAAAAAAGAGAUGAUGAAACUACUGGAAGAGAAAGACAGACAACUGGAGGGAAAAGCAAAUGAACUAAAAGAGAGGAGGCAGGAAGUAGAAGAGAAAGAUAACCUACUAGAGGAGAGAGAGAAGCAGUUAAAGGAAAGAGACAAACAGCUGGAGGAUGUCAACAAUAAAAAUGCUGAACUGGCUCAACAGAUAUGUGAUGUGAAGACUGAGGUAGAGAGACUGAGAAGAGAGAUCUCAGGCCAGAUGACUGAACCUGGAGAGACGUCAGAUACAGGUUCCAUACUCCCAGUCAGGAGGAGACAGAGCAAGGACCUUCCUCCAGACAUGGGAGGAGAGACCUCAGAUACAGACCCCACACUUCCACUGAGGAGGACAAACAGCAUGGAGUUACUUCCUCCAGAUGUGGGAGGAGAGAGCAGCAGUCCAGACUCCCCAGUGUCUCCCAGUGUGUCUGAGCUGAGACUGGUGCUGCUGGGGAGGACUGGGGCUGGGAGGAGUGCAGCAGGAAACACCAUCCUGGGCAGAGAGGAGUUUGGGGCCCAGGCCAGCCCCUCUGCAGUGACCCAGAGGAGUAAGAGGAGAGAGGGGGACGUGUGUGGGAGACGGCUGGUGCUGGUGGACACUCCAGACUGGUUCUGUCCUGGACUCUCUCUGGAGGAGAUGAGACAGGAUGUGGGGCUCUGUGUCCGUCUGUCUGCCCCGGGACCCCACGCCUUCCUCCUGGUCAUACCAGUGGAGCCCUCUAAGGGGGAGGAGAGAGGGGUGCUGGAGAGAAUAGAGGAGGUGUUUGGGGAGGGUUGUUGGGAACACACUGUGAUUCUAUUCACUCAUGAUGAUGGCCUGAAAGAGCAGAGCAUUGAGGAGUUUCUCCAAGCAGGAAGUCAGGACCUCCAGCAGCUUGUAGAGAAAUGUGGGAGCAGGUACCAUGUCCUCAACAUUAAGGACAGGGCCCAUGGCACUCAAUUAUCAGAGCUGCUGGAUCAGGUAGAGGAGAUGGUGGCAGGAAACAGAGAGAGAUUCUACAGCAGUCAGACCUACCAGGAGGCAGAGGACCAGGCUAGAGAGAUGGAGGGAAAGAUCCAGAGAGAGAGAGGAGAGAGGAAACAGAGGGAGGAGAGAGAGAUGAGAGAGAGGCUUGAGAAGGAGAUGCAGGAUUCUCUGAAGGAGAAAGAUGGAGAGAUCCAGAAGCUCAAGAGAGAUAUCAGAAUUCUCAGAGAACGAAUAACAGAACUGGAGAGACAGGUGAAAGAAGAGAGGGAUGAGGAGAAGAAAAUAGAACUGGAGAGGGAGCUGAAGAGGGAGUCUGAUAGGAGGGAGGAGAUGGAGAGAAAGCUGGAGAGAUUGAAAGAGAAGAGAGAGAAUGAGAGGAGGGAGAUGGAGGAGAGACACAGACAGGAGAUAGAGGAGAUGAUGGAGAACUAUGAAGGAGAGGCCAGAGUUGAAGCAGAGAGAAACCAGAUGAAUAUAGUCCUUUAUUUUUUGUUAUUUAUUUUGUACCUUUUUUUAACUAGGGAAGUCAGUUAAGAACAAAUUCUUAUUUUCAGUGACG
Molecule: messenger RNA, 2020 nt
Organism: Salvelinus namaycush (lake trout)
Lineage: Eukaryota; Metazoa; Chordata; Actinopteri; Salmoniformes; Salmonidae
Product: scaffold attachment factor B2-like
Exons: 8
Coding region: 1-1995 (664 amino acids)
Molecular function (GO): GTP binding
Source: RefSeq, a predicted model, not a curated record